Leptopilina heterotoma is the source of this 534-nucleotide messenger RNA. It is a transcript of the gene ubl, whose product is annotated as ubiquitin-like protein 5. Gene Ontology annotation, cellular component: cytoplasm; nucleus. Gene Ontology annotation, biological process: mRNA splicing, via spliceosome; protein modification process. NCBI's taxonomy places the organism in Eukaryota, Metazoa, Arthropoda, Insecta, Hymenoptera, Figitidae. Gene Ontology annotation, molecular function: protein tag activity. The record is from RefSeq and is a predicted model, not a curated record. The transcript has 3 exons. Bases 268 to 489 code for a protein of 73 amino acids.
CGUACUAUUCAGAGUGGUGGGGGCAAAAAAGUAUGACAUUUGUUUUGUACUUCAUGUUCAUAAUAAAUAUUUGUAAGUGUCCAAAACAAUAAUUGUUUUUAAUUCACGAAUGUGUUUAUUGCGAAAUAGAAUAAGUUUUUAUAUUUACCGACGAAUAGAGGACAAUUAUAUUAAUUAAAUUAAAUCGGAAUUUACAACGUUCAGAUUGAGGCGCUCGAGGGUAAAAGAUAAAAUUAAAAAAACUUCUUAUAAGCAAACAAAGGGAAAAUGUUGGAAGUAACUUGUAACGAUCGUUUAGGAAAAAAAGUUCGCGUCAAAUGUAAUGGCACCGACACAAUAGGAGAUUUAAAAAAAUUAAUUGCUGCACAAACUGGCACACGAUGGGACAAAAUUGUACUCAAAAAAUGGUACACAAUAUUCAAAGAUCAUAUUCAACUUCAAGACUAUGAAAUUCACGACGGAAUGAAUUUGGAGUUGUAUUAUCAAUAAAUCGCUAUAUCUAAGAAAUUAAAUAUAUUUUAUUCUUACUUAUAA